Messenger RNA from Oenanthe melanoleuca, 1567 nucleotides. RefSeq names its product erythroblast NAD(P)(+)--arginine ADP-ribosyltransferase-like. The record is from RefSeq and is a predicted model, not a curated record. The transcript has 3 exons. NCBI's taxonomy places the organism in Eukaryota, Metazoa, Chordata, Aves, Passeriformes, Muscicapidae. Bases 128 to 964 code for a protein of 278 amino acids. Gene Ontology annotation, molecular function: NAD+ poly-ADP-ribosyltransferase activity; NAD+-protein-arginine ADP-ribosyltransferase activity.
AGCAGGAGAGAUCCACUGUGAGUCCGAGCUGAUAAAGAAUUCCGGCUCUCUGGUACCUCCAGCUGUGCCAGGGAGUUCACUCCGGCUGAUUUCGUGUCUACACUGCUCCCUGUGGCCUCCCUCCUCCAUGGCACUCCUGGGCCCCAACCUGGUACAGCAGGCAAUGAUUAUCGUCAACAUGAUCCUGAAGAUUAAGCACCUGGACAUGGCCCCAGACUCCUUUGAUGACCAGUACCGGGGCUGUGGCCUUGCCAUGAAGGAAGAGCUGUUGGCCCUGAAGAGCUCUGAGUUGCAGAAGAAUUCUCGGUUCGCUGAGGUCUGGCCUAAGGCCAUCUCCAUGUGGCGCAUUCGGGGGUCCCGUGUGUCCCCUCUGUCAUCCAAAGACCAGGCCGUCGCCAUCAUGGCCUACACGAUGGAGGGUCUGUACAAGGAGUUCAACGACCAAGUGAGAGUGGCUGGGCGCUCCCCUGUGUCAUAUCGGGACAAAUUCCACUUCAAAACGCUGCAUUUCCUGCUGACCGACGCCCUGGCCACGCUGAGGGUCAAGCAGGGACAGAAAUGUCGCUGUGUGUUCCGGGGGGUGAAAAAGUACAAGUUCAAGGCAAAGGUUGGCGACAUCGUCCGGUUCGGUCAAUUCGCGUCGUCGACGCUUUGUGAAAAUGUCAUCCAUGAUUUUGGGAACAGCACGGUGUUCAAGGUUCAGACAUGUCAUGGCGCAUACAUCAGGAACUUCUCCAGAUAUCCCAUAGAAGAGGAGGUGCUGAUCCCACCCUUCGAGAAGUUCAACGUCACCAAAGUCAUUGAGGGAACGGGGAACGUCCAGAUCCACCUCAACUCCAUUGGGACCUACAGCAAAUACAACUGCGAGUGGCUGAAAGGUGGGAGCAUCUCCCAGGCCCCCUACCACCUCGGAGGACUCCUCCUGGCCACCACAGUCGUGGCAACGGCCACCGGAAUCCUCUGAGCCACGAAGCCACCAGGGUCACCAAGAACUCUGUUGUCACUGUGGCAGCCACGAUCACCAAGACCACCAGGACAGCCAGAGAAACAAGGCCACCAAGGCUACCAUGGCCACCACUGCCACUAUGGCCGCCUUGGCCACCAUGGCAUCCAUGUGGUCACUGAGGCCACCACAGGCCCUGAGACCACUGCAGCCACCACAGUGACUCUGGCCACAGUGCCACAAGGGAGUUGCGCAAAACAAUUUUAUAAAACACUUAUAUAAAAAAAAAUUUAUCAAAUCACCACUAUUACAUUUUUUUAUCAAAAUAAUACUGUUAAAUAAUUGUAUCAAAAGAAUUCCAUUAAAUUAUUCUAUGAAAAUGGUUCAAUUAAAUUAUUCUAUAAAAUCAAAUCCAUUACAAAAUUUUAUCAAGGCAGCAAAAAGAGACAAUUCUCAAGCAGGGCUCAAUGUCGCUCCCCACACCCGUGUGAAUGUCUCUUUCUCUCAAACUCGAGGAGGAUUUUUGGGGGGCACACCCUUCCCAAGGGAGGGACCUCACACCCAUUUCAUUCCAAGCAGGAAUACGGGACAGGAAUCUUUGUCUGAGAGGGGAUUGGAUAUUCC